Molecule: messenger RNA, 4895 nt
Organism: Pangasianodon hypophthalmus (striped catfish)
Lineage: Eukaryota; Metazoa; Chordata; Actinopteri; Siluriformes; Pangasiidae
Gene: mib1
Product: MIB E3 ubiquitin protein ligase 1
Exons: 22
Coding region: 1178-4270 (1030 amino acids)
Biological process (GO): protein ubiquitination
Cellular component (GO): cytoplasm
Molecular function (GO): ubiquitin-protein transferase activity; zinc ion binding; protein binding
Source: RefSeq, a predicted model, not a curated record
AGGGGGCGGGGGAAGGAGGCUGGAGGCCGCGGUAAAUGGCGACUCUGUGUGUCUGAUCCGAGUCUCAGCUCGCUGCAUCCGCGCGGUUCCUUCAGCAGCAUCGGCUUUUCUCUGUAAUCGGCGGCGUUCAGAGGGAAUUAAAGAGAAACAGUAGCGCAGGCUGGAAGUAAGUAAACCUUAAUGAGCGGAAAGGAAGCCUGGAGAUUGUGGAAUAAAGCGCGGUGUCGGACAAAAGGCUGUGAGCUCCGAGCUGCUGUUUACAGAAAUGUGGAAUUUUACAGGAGGAGACCUGCUGCUCCUGCCUUUCCUUUCCUUCCUUUCUUUCAUUUCUUUUCUUUACCUUUCAUUUCAUUUCAUCUCAGAAAUCAUAAGCUCUGGCUGAAAGCUAGUACACAGCCGUUGUUUUGGAAGUGAAGACAAACAGCAGCACUAAACUGACCCCCUCUUUGGCUUGGAGGUUUUUUCCUUCUUUCCUUUUUUUUUGUGUGUGUGUGUUUUUUUACCAGCAGAAACAGGAGCUCGGAUCCAUCUGUUGAGCUCUGAGUCGAGUUAAAGCUCUUUUGCUUGUUUAUUUGUUUACACAGUUCAUGUUUAAAUGUCGUUCUUGUGUGUGUGUUUAUCUGUUUUGCAGCAUUCAGCUGUGCUCAAGCUAACCUGCCUUACAACUUAGUUUGUAAACGUUAGCUAACUAGCUAGUUAGCCAAAAAAUGUGUCUAAAGUGUAUGUAAACACACCAAUAAUAAAAUGUAAACCUCUUAAACUUCACAUAAGACUAUAAAUAUUAAUCAGUGAUAAUAAUAAUUUAAAAAAAAAGACAUUUUGCGUGUUAAUGAGUAGGCCAAUGAGUAGGUAAAGUGGUUAGUUGGUUAGAUAGAUAGUUAGUUAGCAAUAAACUAGCACUUGGACACUCGAGUGGUGAGUUGAUGGUAUUUAGAGUUAGAUCUGUUUAAUGCUAAUCAUGCUGUAUGGGUAAUAAGUUAACUCAUGAUAUGUUGAGAUAGCUAGCUAGCUAACAGCUGAGGAUAACGGUUACAGAGCUAGCUAUUGAUCAUUCAGUCGCUGUAUUGCACUUGGCUUGCUUUGCUAACAACAAAAAAAUGUUUUCGAAGCUAGCAAAAGUGUGUGUUGUAUUUUUUCCUCCUUUUUUGUCCUUUUUUUCUUUGGAGUUAUUCGUUAAAUGAGCAGCGGCCGGAAUAACCGAGUCAUGAUGGAAGGAGUGGGCGCUCGAGUGAUCCGCGGCCCGGACUGGAAGUGGGGGAAGCAGGACGGCGGAGAGGGCCAUGUGGGCACCGUGAGGAGCUUCGAGAGCCCCGAGGAGGUGGUCGUGGUUUGGGAUAACGGCACCGCGGCCAACUACCGCUGCUCCGGGGCCUACGACGUCCGGAUACUGGACAGCGCGCCUACAGGUAUAAAGCACGACGGCACCAUGUGCGACACCUGCAGGCAGCAGCCCAUCAUCGGCAUCCGCUGGAAAUGUGCCGAGUGCACGAACUACGACCUCUGCACUACAUGUUACCAUGGAGACAAGCACCACCUAAGACACAGGUUCUACCGCAUUACCACGCCAGGCAGCGAGAGGGUCCUUUUAGAGUCUCGGCGCAAAUCUAAGAAGAUCACGGCGCGAGGAAUCUUCACCGGAGGACGCGUGGUGCGGGGAGUGGACUGGCAGUGGGAGGACCAGGACGGGGGAAACGGCAGGAGAGGAAAGGUGACGGAGAUCCAGGACUGGAGUGCAGCGAGUCCUCACAGUGCCGCCUACGUCCUCUGGGACAACGGGGCUAAGAACCUUUACCGAGUCGGCUUCGAGGGCAUGUCGGACCUGAAAUGUGUGCAAGAUGCCAAAGGAGGAACUUUCUACAGAGACCACUGUCCAGUCUUGGGUGAGCAGAACGGGAACAGGAACCCCGGCGGCCUGCAGAUCGGAGACCUGGUCAACAUCGACUUGGACCUGGAGAUCGUCCAGUCUCUGCAGCACGGCCACGGCGGCUGGACGGACGGCAUGUUCGAGACGCUCACCACCACGGGCACGGUGUGCGGCAUCGACGAGGACCACGACAUCGUCGUCCAGUAUCCCAGCGGCAACAGGUGGACGUUUAACCCGGCCGUCCUGACCAAAGCUAACAUGGCGCGCAGCGGCGAGGUCCCGGCCGGCGCUGAAGGAGGAAGCUCCCAGUUCAUGGUGGGGGAUCUGGUGCAGAUCUGUUACGACAUCGACCGCAUCAAGCUGCUGCAGAGGGGACACGGAGAGUGGGCUGAGGCCAUGCUGCCGACGCUGGGGAAGAUGGGCCGAGUGCAGCAGAUCUACUCUGACAGCGACCUGAAAGUGGAGGUGUGCGGUACUUCCUGGACCUACAACCCGGCCGCCGUCACUAAAGUGGCUCCUGCUGGUUCUGCCAUUACUAAUGCAUCUGGAGAGCGUCUGUCUCAGCUGCUGAAGAAACUGUUUGAGACUCAGGAGUCAGGAGACAUCAACGAGGAGCUGGUGAAGGCUGCGGCCAACGGAGACCUGGCCAAAGUGGAGGACAUCCUCAAGAGGCCGGACGUGGACGUGAACGGGCAGUGCGCAGGACACACAGCCAUGCAGGCGGCGAGUCAGAACGGCCACGUGGACGUCCUCAAGCUGCUGCUGAAACACAACGUGGACCUGGAGGCUGAGGAUAAGGACGGAGACCGGGCCGUGCAUCACGCCGCGUUUGGUGACGAGGGCUCCGUCAUCGAGGUUCUGCACCGAGGGGGAGCCGAUCUCAACGCCAGGAACAAGCGCAGACAGACGCCGCUGCACAUCGCGGUCAACAAGGGUCACCUGCAGGUGGUGAAGACGCUGCUCGACUUCGGCUGCCACCCCAGCCUUCAGGACUCGGAGGGAGACACACCUCUCCACGACGCCAUCAGCAAGAAGAGGGACGACAUGCUGUCGGUUCUGCUGGAGGCCGGCGCUGACGUCACCAUCACCAACAACAACGGCUUCAACGCUCUCCAUCACGCAGCGCUGCGGGGGAACCCCAGUGCCAUGCGCGUGCUAUUAUCCAAGCUGCCACGGCCCUGGAUAGUAGAUGAGAAGAAGGACGAUGGCUACACUGCCCUUCACCUGGCUGCGCUUAACAAUCACGUAGAGGUGGCAGAGCUUCUAGUCCACCAGGGAAGUGCCAGUCUGGACGUACAGAACGUAAACCAACAGACGGCGUUGCACUUGGCCGUGGAGCGGCAGCACACACAGAUCGUCCGGCUGCUGGUGAGAGCCGAGGCCAAGCUGGACGUGCAGGACAAGGACGGGGACACGCCGCUGCACGAGGCCCUACGUCAUCACACCCUGUCCCAGCUCCGGCAGCUGCAGGACAUGCAGGACGUCAGCAAGGUGGAGCCCUGGGAGCCCUCCAAGAACACGCUGAUUAUGGGACUGGGGACUCAAGGUGCAGAGAAGAAGAGCGCUGCCUCCAUCGCCUGCUUCCUGGCAGCCAACGGCGCCGACUUGACCAUCCGCAACAAGAAGGGCCAGUCUCCGCUUGACCUGUGCCCUGACCCGAGCCUGUGCAAAGCACUGGCCAAGUGCCACAAAGAAAAGACCAGUGGGCAGGUGGGGUCCCGCAGCCCGUCUCUGAACAGCAACAACGAGACCCUGGAGGAGUGUAUGGUGUGCUCGGACAUGAAGCGGGACACGCUGUUCGGGCCGUGCGGCCACAUCGCCACCUGCUCGCUGUGUUCUCCUCGCGUCAAGAAGUGUCUCAUCUGUAAAGAGCAGGUCCAGUCCAGGACCAAGAUUGAAGAGUGUGUGGUUUGCUCAGACAAGAAAGCAGCCGUGCUCUUCCAGCCCUGCGGUCACAUGUGCGCGUGUGAGAACUGUGCCAGCCUGAUGAAGAAGUGUGUGCAGUGUCGGGCGGUGGUGGAGCGGCGUACUCCUUUCGUCCUGUGCUGCGGAGGGAAAGGUAUGGAGGAUGCCACUGAUGAUGAGGACCUUACAGGGGGCUCUAACUCAGUGGCAGGGGGGUCGCAGGAUCUACUCCAGCCCAACAAUCUGGCGCUAAGUUGGUCCAGCGGAAACAUCCCAGCCUUGCAGAGGGACAAGGACAACACUAACGUCAACGCAGAUGUGCAGAAGCUUCAGCAGCAGCUCCAGGAUAUCAAAGAGCAGACCAUGUGCCCGGUGUGUCUGGAUCGUCUGAAGAACAUGAUCUUCAUGUGCGGCCACGGCACGUGCCAGCUGUGCGGCGACCGCAUGAGCGAGUGCCCCAUCUGCCGGAAGGCUAUCGAGAGGCGGAUCCUGCUGUACUAGAGCUCCAGGCCUCCGACUCCUCCGUGCUUCUCACCGCAUCCACUGCUCCUGUGGCUCAUGCUCAUCAGUGUUAACGUCAAUUCUUUCUUUUUCUUUUAUUUUAUUUUUUUUGUUAUUGUCUAAAGCAACCUUCUGGACAAGUUUUGCUACAUCAUGGUUUAUUCUCUUUGGUUCAUUACAAGCUCAUUGCAUGGUGGAUGAGGAAACAAUUGCGUCUUGUGCUCUGCUUUAUUGUCCAUAGUUUUUGGCUUCUCCAUAAAUGUAAACUUGCUUAUUAGGGAGUAUAUCUAUUUAACAGAGUGUAUCAGUACUCUGUCUAACAUUUAUGAGCUCAGAACACUACAACACUACAGGUCUUUCCUAUGCAGCAUGUUAACCUUCAGCGUCUAAUGGGACUGCUGAGCAGAAGCUUGUGCGUUCUACUUUAUGUGCGUUCAACUUUAUGUGCUUUCUACCCUGUACUAUUUUUUUAGUGUCGGUGCAAACCUACAAGCUUAGAAAAGGGUGCACCGAUUCCAACAGAAAAGCAUUCAAAUCACGAAGUUCGAAUCCCCACCAGGCCACAGCCAUCCGUGGAACGAAACUGUCUGGGUGGUCGGGGUUAUUCCAGCCCCUGUUAAUCAUA